AUGAAAUGUUUAGUUACAGUUGGUACGACAAAGUUUGAUUCUUUAAUAGCAGAGCUAGAGACUGAACGUUUAUUACUUGCCUUACAUGAUUUUGGUGUAGAUGAACUUAUUAUUCAACAUGGUAAUAGUAACUAUAAUUGUGAUAAAGAAUUAGAAAAGAAGUACAAGAUCAAUAUAACUAGUUAUAGAUUUAAAUCUAGCAUUAUUGAAGAUAUAUUGGCUGCAAAUUUUGUGAUAACACAUGCUGGAGCUGGUACAACACUUGAAUGUUUAAAAUUAAAAAAACCAUUUAUAGUUGUGGAGAAUGACACACUUAUGAAUGGUCAUCAAUAUGAGUUGGCAGAAAAAUUACAUGAUCUUGGGAUUUGUAAAUUUACAACACCAUAUGGUUUACCUUUUGUUUUGGAUGAAAGUAUUUUUAAAUGUGGAAAUCAGAUUAUUCCAGUAAAAAAUGAUGGUUUUGAAAGAAGACUUGAUCUUAUAUUUAUGCACAUACAAUAA
This is a messenger RNA of Strongyloides ratti, 501 nucleotides long. Its product is annotated as Glycosyl transferase, family 28, C-terminal domain-containing protein. Bases 1 to 501 code for a protein of 166 amino acids. The transcript has a single exon. Gene Ontology annotation, molecular function: hexosyltransferase activity. NCBI's taxonomy places the organism in Eukaryota, Metazoa, Nematoda, Chromadorea, Rhabditida, Strongyloididae. Gene Ontology annotation, biological process: dolichol-linked oligosaccharide biosynthetic process. The record is from RefSeq and is a predicted model, not a curated record.